UGGGCAUUUAGGUUAAUCGGAGGAAUAAUUAUGUACUUUUUGUAAACUAAUUUUGAUUUGAAAUUCAAUUUGUACCACUUUACGAGGCGGAAAUAAGUUUGGUGACAGCAAAAUCGUUUAAAAUUUGUGAAAGCUUUUGUUAAGUAAUCAAUGAUGGCUAACUCAUACUCUGUACGCGUCUCGAAUGGGUGCAAAAGUUACCAGUUCGGAGUCCCCAUUUUGACCAAUUUGUCCAUGGAGGUGGAAACUGGGACGAUUUACGGAUUACUAGGAGCGAGUGGAUGCGGAAAGACGACGCUGCUUAAUUGCAUCCUCGGCCAGAAAAAGUUGGACUCUGGAUAUAUUUCCGUGAUGGGGAAAGAUCCAGCGAAAUGUAUGGAUGACAUCGUGACCUCAAUCGGGCAUAUGCCUCAGGACAUCGCCCUGUACCCACUAAAAAUAUGUGAAAUAUUUGAAUAUUUCGGAAAGUUGAUGGGUCUAAGUAAGCAUGAGAUACUUUCUCGAGGGGACGAAUUGAGAAACGUGUUAAAACUGGAAGAUCUACACAGUUACGUGCAAACUUUAAGCGGUGGGCAGAAGCGGCGCGUCUCGUUGGCCGUGGCGUUGCUGAAUCAUCCCCAACUUUUGAUUCUUGAUGAGCCCACAACGGGAGUUGAUCCUUUGUUAAGAGAGUCAAUUUGGCAGUACAUUGCUGGGCUUGUAUCCAAAAUGGGAACAACUGUCAUUGUGACGACGCAUUACACAGAGGAAUGCCGAAAAUUUGACAAGAUUGGAAUUAUGCGGAGAGGUCGAAUUAUUGCGGAGGACAAUCCGCGCCAUCUCCUGGAACUGGGUGGAUCCCUGAUUUUAGAAGACGCGCUAAAAUCCAUUUGCAAAAAGGAUGAAGAGGACGGAAACGAUGUCUACAGUUUCCUCCCGACGGAAACACUCUCAAAGUAUAAAUAUGGCGAAAUAGAACCACUUGAUGGAGGGAUUGAACCUUUGUCUUUUCGGUUACGACAGUAUUAUUCGUAUCGUCCAGAAAAAGUGGGAAAAUCUGAUUCAAGUAAAAUGAAGGAACACAGCGAAAAAUCCAUCAGAGAGAAAAUUGCGGAGGAAUUUCGGAAAGUGAGCACCCUCACGAAACGGAAUUUUCUGCUGAAUUACAGGGUGCCAAUGUACUUAUCAGUUGCCCUCAUACUUCCCGCGGUUAACGCGUUUUUAAUCUACUACACGAUUGGCAGAGAUCCCAUUGGACAUGUGGUGUCCGUCUUUAAUGAAGAGGUGGACUGUUUCGGCGGGAAUAUCAAUUCCCCGCACGUGGAAGAUAAUCAGUCUUGGAGUUGCUUGCUCUUAAAGGAAAUUGGGCCCAAUAUAAUUCUGCAACCACACCUCUCGAAGAUUUCUGCGAAAGCGACCGUUGAGUUGGGUAGUGCGAUUGGAUUUAUGCACAUUCCUACCAAUUACACGAAACACUCGAUAAGCAGAUUUGCGUACUCAAGAUUCGCCAUGGAGCAGGAUUUAGAUGGGAGUACGGUCCACGUCUCGUUAGACUUAUCGAACGCGAUAACUGCCAGCUAUGUGUCGCGCGAAAUUUUGGAUGGAUACCAGAGAUUUAUGAAAAAUCGAGCCAGCGUUAUCGGAGUCGACCCAAGGACGGUAGAAGUUCCUCUCCAGUACAACGCAAAACUGGAUCCAUAUGAGUUUACAUGGCAGGACAGCUUCCUCCCGUCAAAUAUCAUAUUGACAAGCUUCGUAUUUUCUAUGAUUUGUGGACUUUCCUUCAUCCUGGAGAAAGAGGCUGGCACGUUGGAGCGAACCUUAGCGUCCGGAGUUAGCAUCCGCCACGUGAGAAUGUCCUACUUCAUUUCUGAAACUGUGACGUCCCUUAUGCAGGUCGGGAUCGUGUUUGCGAUCCGUUUCUUCACGGUGGGAUACAAUAUCAAGGGGCAGUUCGUCCUCUGUUUUGCCAUCGCUUUGUUGACCAGUCUGGUCAGCAUUGGGUUGGGUUUGCUAUACGGGACAAUGUUAUCCAAGCGAUUAGACGUCACUAUGGCGAGCUUGUUUGCCAUGAUAAUGGCGUUGCAAACUAGUGGAAUUGUAUGGCCGUUGGAGCUGAUAAGUCCUUACUACCGUUGGGUUUGCGUGUACCUCAACCCGAUCUCCCUGCCGAUGGAGGGGAUGCGUCGUGUGUGGAAUAGUGGGUGGGGUAUGGAACAUAGUGCCAUCCGGACAGCAUUGCUGGCACCGAUCGUCUGGAUCUUCGUCCUUUCGAUGGCGUCGCGUAUUUUGAGGAAGGUGCAGGCGAAUAAGUGAAAAUUAUUGACAAUUGUUUAAAAGAAUUGUGUACGAAAUUGGUUCCUGGAAAUUUAGAUAUCUAGAAUAAGGUCUGACAUAAAAAUUAAUGUUUUUUUUAUAUACAUA
Molecule: messenger RNA, 2403 nt
Organism: Folsomia candida
Lineage: Eukaryota; Metazoa; Arthropoda; Collembola; Entomobryomorpha; Isotomidae
Product: ABC transporter G family member 23
Exons: 16
Coding region: 151-2295 (714 amino acids)
Cellular component (GO): membrane
Molecular function (GO): ATP hydrolysis activity; ATP binding; ABC-type transporter activity
Source: RefSeq, a predicted model, not a curated record